Messenger RNA from Fusarium mangiferae, 384 nucleotides. RefSeq lists its product as uncharacterized. Bases 1 to 384 code for a protein of 127 amino acids. The record is from RefSeq and is a predicted model, not a curated record. The transcript has 2 exons. NCBI's taxonomy places the organism in Eukaryota, Fungi, Ascomycota, Sordariomycetes, Hypocreales, Nectriaceae.
AUGGCUACCGACUCUACUAAUCACGCUGAUGUUCCCAAGGAACAGUCGAUUCCCGACGACAAGACUACUCCUGAAGCUGCCGAGCACUCAUCUGCAGAGGUUAACAAUAACAAAAACGACAGAACCGUUGAUGUGAAGAAGAACCGGCGCAAGGUAUGGGUUGAGCAUUACGACAAGCUCUCCAACACCACUCCAGACGAAUUCCUCGCCAAGAACCCUCAUCUCAAGGGUAUUCCCACUACCAUGAAGCUUCCAUCCGAGGCCCACGAGUACAUGGGUAAGGUGAAGGAUGAUGAUUUGGCAUACCUGGACCACUACUGCGACGAUGCGAAGCUAUCAGAACACGACCUCCUAGAGCUGGGGGCCAGGGGAAUGUUUCCGUAG